Messenger RNA from Lolium perenne, 1170 nucleotides. RefSeq lists its product as uncharacterized. Lineage: Eukaryota; Viridiplantae; Streptophyta; Magnoliopsida; Poales; Poaceae. The record is from RefSeq and is a predicted model, not a curated record.
GAUCCUCAUUUCGACCAAAUUCAUUCAGACCCAAAUCGAGGCGGGGAAGGGGAGAGGUAGCGGCGUGGAAGGGGGAAAUCGCCGCCGUGGUCGGAGGCGAGCCCGUCCGCCGCGGUCGGAGACGAGCCCGUCCGCCGCGGUCGAGCGUAGAUCGCUGCGCCCUUCUGCUACCUGCGAGUGGGGGGCUGCGGGGCUGCGGGGCCUCGGGGACCUGGGGGCGGCAUCUCCAUUGUUGUACGUCGAGCUCGUCCUCAAGCUAUGGGUAAACUUCACACAAACUUUGCAAGUAGAGACAUAGAGGAAGAUUUAUCAGAAGAUGAUUUAUCAGAAGACAACGAAGAAAACUUCUGCAAUCCUGUGUCUAAGGACAAUAUGAGAGAUAGCAAUUUUGAUAAGGCGCUCAUCGAGUUUUACAUGAAACAUAAAGUUAAGAGCCUUAAACGGAAAAUAAUGCAAAGCAACAUCCGUGAUAAUCCAAUACCUGCAUAUCAGUCUAAGAAGUCAAGGAUGGAGAUUGCAGACAGCAAAGUGUGUACAAGGUACUCUGGAAAGUUGUUUUCAACGGUAAUCAAAGCAUUGACUGAUAAGCAGAUUUCUGUAAUCAAACUCUAUGGAAUGGAAUGCAUGUUGAAGUUUGUGAAAACAGAUGUCCCGCUUAGAUUUGUGAAAUGGAUAGCAAGUGUAUUUGACACCAAUUCUUCUGAAAUUCAGUUAACAAAGAAAUUCAUUCCUGUUAAUAAGCAAACAAUCCAUAAUAUUCUGGAUCUUCCUAUUGGUGGUAUUGAACUUGUCUCUGAUUGUGAAGCUGGCCGUGAAUUUCUGUUGUCUCAUUUCAAAGUAACUUCCAUUCCAAAUGUCAACUUCUUUGCCAACAAGCUCAUCUCUGGGGAAGAGUUGUCAGAUGAAGAUAUUUUCAUUUGCUUCAUGUCAGUUUGUUUCACAAGCUUCUUGUGUCCAAAUUCAAGCCUCUUACCAAGCACCCAGUACUUUCACAUUUUCAAAGAUUGUAAAAGUUUUGCGAGAUAUGAUCUGUCCAAGUUUGUAUAUGACUGGCUAAUUACUAGCAUACGAAGUUUCAAGGAGGCGACAAAGAAAUUAUCAAAACGUACAAUCACUUUUGGGGGGUGCCACUAUGCUCUAGCUGUGAGUGUUUUAUUCUGGUCCUUUUAA